AUGGACCAUUCUUCUUCCUAUAUCUCAUGGAAAUACAGCCUGGAAGAACCAAGACCGGACCGUCCUCCCUGGUCCAACAAGCAGCGUCUUGACCAGGUGUGGUAUAUGGGUCUGACUGACUUCGACCCAGGCUCGGAGGGCCAUUACUGGAACAACCAUGGCGGCAGAGUGACUCUCGCUGGCGAUGCUGCUCAUGCCAUGACCUACCAGCGCGGUCAGGGGCUCAACCACUCUGUCACCGACGCUGCGAAGCUUGUAAACGCCGUCACCGACGCGGUAUCUGGCCUCUCGUCCCAAGCCACCUCGAUAUCCGCGUAUGAAGACGAGAUGAUUGCCAGAACCGGAGGCGAGGUCAGGUUGUCGACUGUGAAUACAGAGAUGCUGCACGACUGGGAGCGGGUGCUCGCGUCUCCAGUGCUGACCUCGGGAAUGAAGCAUAAACACUGA
This is a messenger RNA of Nannizzia gypsea CBS 118893, 447 nucleotides long. RefSeq lists its product as hypothetical. The transcript is spliced from 2 exons. Gene Ontology annotation, molecular function: FAD binding. NCBI's taxonomy places the organism in Eukaryota, Fungi, Ascomycota, Eurotiomycetes, Onygenales, Arthrodermataceae. Bases 1 to 447 code for a protein of 148 amino acids. The record is from RefSeq and is a predicted model, not a curated record.